Messenger RNA from Aspergillus sclerotioniger CBS 115572, 2174 nucleotides. RefSeq names its product bZIP transcription factor. The record is from RefSeq and is a predicted model, not a curated record. Gene Ontology annotation, biological process: regulation of DNA-templated transcription. The coding region runs from base 467 to 2116 and encodes 549 amino acids. The transcript is spliced from 2 exons. NCBI's taxonomy places the organism in Eukaryota, Fungi, Ascomycota, Eurotiomycetes, Eurotiales, Aspergillaceae. Gene Ontology annotation, molecular function: DNA-binding transcription factor activity.
GCGCCCGAAUCCAGAACCUUGGCGAGCGACUCUUGAGGCUAGCGCGGUCAAACCAGAGCAGCGCCACUAUGGAAGUUUAGCCCAUCCCAAGGACCAAGACACUCGGGAUCGGCCAUGGCCUGGCUCUGAAGCCUCCUGGUGUCAGGAAAAGGCAAAACGUGGUGCCGAUUAUUGACUUUGGGGCAACUCCACCGGAGCCAACCAGACUGACUCUCGUCCGGCCAGCUGAAGGACGCCUCCUCCCCAAUAAUCUUUUUCCCUCUCCUGCUUUCCCCCCCCCAAAUGACUCGCCCGCUCCCCUCUUCGUCCUGCUCGCCUCCUCUGUUCUUAUAUCCUCCCGAUUGCCCUUCUCGAUGCCACCACUAUCCUGCUGCAGUUGAGCCAGAUACCUUGCUCCUUUUACUUCAACCGCCCCUCUCCUCCGUUUUGAAUGGCCGCUUCGUCCCCGUAACCUGCGAGCCAGGCCAUGGCCACCCGCCUUCCUCCUCUGAACGAUGUCGCUCCUCCAGCGGCCCUUGAGUCAUCAUCGUCAACCUCCUCCUCCUUCUCUUCCACGAUAGCUCAAGGGCUGCCCACUGUUGCUCCGGCUGCGACUGCUGGCCCGGACGUGGUGAAACUGGAAGAUUCCCCCACUCCGUCCGCAUUGACCUCCGCGGAUGCAGAAACUCCCGCACCGGACAACAAUGGACCCCCGGCGACAGGUGCAGGUCGCAAACGCAAAUUGAACUGCACCUCUGCGCGAGGCGUCGCGAACCUCACGCCCGACCAAUUGGCCAAAAAGCGGGCCAAUGACCGGCAGGCCCAGCGUGCCAUUCGCGAGAGAACGAAGGCGCACAUCGAUACUUUGGAACAACGAGUCCGUGAUCUCUCAUCGCAAAAACCAUUUUUGGACCUUCAGGCAGCGUUGAAGCAGAACGAAGUUAUCCAGGCAGAGAACAGAGAGAUCCGACAAGGGCUGAAGGUGAUUAUGGAUAUCAUUCAGCCUCUCCUGGGAAAGCAAGACAAGCCGAACCCUCUCACUUCCACGCCCUCAGCCAAUAUUCGAAUUCCCCCCAUAACCAUGACGCCGCCUUUGUCCGACAGCAUCCAUUUCUCGACCCAUUCUCAGCGACCCGCCGCAGGCGAGCAUCCGUACGCUGACUCUACUGCGAGCACUGAGACCUCUACUUCCACCGCACAUGCGGCAUUCACGUCCAGUGCGACCCGCCGCGAAAUUACAACAGCCGGUACAGGUUCUUUUCGCAUCGCGUUUGACUAUCAACGACACAAUCUGGCUCACGGUCUGGACUUUGGCGGAACGGAUGAACGGAUGGGCUUCAACUUCUUGCUCGAUGCAUCUCAGCGAGUUCCCAAAGUGGAAGGGUUUCGACGUUCCUCGGAGACGCUGAGGCCUCCUUUGAAUACAUCCCCAACAUACCCAUCGCCGGUUCAUACCGCUAUGGCGGAGCAGCCACUGCCUGCAUUCCUGACCCCGAUUCGCAACAUCGCUCCGACAUGCACGCUAGAUGCCAUUUUGUUGGACUUCCUUCACAAUCGUCAGAGCCAAGCUGCGAAGGGGGUACCAAAACAGAGUCUCGUAGGGCCUUCUUAUCCCAGUGUCUCGUCCUUACUCAAUCCGGAGAAAAGCGUUUAUUCACACCCCUUGUCAAAAGUUUUCACCGAUAUCUUGCGGACGUUCCCGGAUAUCUCCACUCUGCCUGAGCAAGUAGCUGUGCUGCUUCUCAUGUUCCUUAUUAUGCGGUGGCAGAUUUAUCCGACCCCCGAAAAUUACGACCGAUUGCCCGAGUGGCUCACUCCUCGUCCGUCCCAACUUCUCACAGCUCAUCCGGCCUGGAUCGAUUACCUGCCUUGGCCACGGAUGCGAGACCGCUUGGUAAUGUCGUAUCAUGAAUAUCCAUUUGAGAAUUGGUUCAUCCCCUUUACACGCACCUUGUCCGUCAACUGGCCCUAUGAGGCGACAGAUUGCCUUCUGUCUUCGGGCGACGGCGAUGAGCUUAUGAUAAAUCCCGUCUUUGAAAGGCACUUCCGCAACCUCAGUAACUGGUCGCUGGGGCCCGCAUUUGCAGAAGCCUACCCUUCCUUGGUAGAAACCACAAAAAUUCGAUCCUCGCAGUGAUUCAAAGAAAUUUGGAUCAUUUCCUUGAUAUGGAUUUGAUGAAUCGAGUAUUGCUCUA